UCACGCGCAAAGCAAGCGCAUUGUGUUUGUUUUGACUUUUGUUAUUUUCGUUCGUGAAAUGUAUCAGCCCGCGCUAAAGUAUUCUAAGUAGUGUACUCGUGAUCAAACACGCUGACAAUGGUUUUAGUCCUUUUGUCAUUGAUAGGUAUAGCAACCACACUCUUCAUCACACAUCUGAAACUAACCAACUUCAAACAACUGCCCGGUCCCCCGGAAUGGCCCGUACUAGGAAGCUCGCUGGAAUUCGUGAAUUUAAACUCCGUUGCCAUAUUCAAUCUGCUACGACAGUACGCUCGUGUGUAUGGUAAAGCGUAUAAAAUAUGUUUCGCAUACGACUACACGUUGGUGUUCGCAAAACCGGAGAUUGCGGAGCAAAUAUUGAACACACAUUCAUACGCCUCAAAAUCGGAAGAUUAUGACAAAGUCGCCGAAUGGGUCGGAAAUGGACUGCUCAUCUCGAAGGGUGAAAAAUGGUUUGCUCGGCGAAAAGUGUUGACACCGGGAUUUCAUUUUAAAAUAUUCGAGAGCUUUACACGUGUGUUCAGCGAACAGAGUGAUGUUCUAUGUCGCCAAUUGGCUACGUUUGAUGGAACACCAGUGGAUAUUUUUCCACAGCUGAAACUGUUCACCCUGGAUGUUCUUUGCGAAACGGCUCUUGGCUAUAGAUGUCAUGCUCAAACCGAGGACUCGUUUUAUCCCGCAGCAGUGGAGGAAAUCAUGUCAAUUCUGUAUUGGCGAAUGUUUGACCUCUUCGCCAUUUACUUAUUUCGCUUUACGAAAAAGUUCGGCCGUUUUAAAACGCUUGUUAAUCAAACAAAGCAGUUUACGCUACGAAUCAUUCAUGAACGAAGAGAUAUGCUGGAUAGAACAUCAAGUAAAGAGAGCACAGAGUUUGAUGCUGAUUCUGGACGAAAGAAAAUGGCGCUUUUGGAUAUUCUAAUCCAAUCUACUGUGGAUGGUAAAGCCCUCUCAGAUGAGGAUAUUAGGGAAGAAGUUGAUACAUUUACCUUCGCCGGUCAUGACACCACUGCAUCAGCAUUAACCUUCCUUCUUUUCAAUAUCGCCAAACACACUGAGGUUCAGCAAAAGAUGGUAGAUGAAAUAAAUGCUGUGGUUGGACACAACUUGCGGGAGCUAACUUUGCACACUCUCAAUGAUCUCCACUAUAUGGACCUGGUAAUCAAAGAAUCACUCCGAUUAUUUCCUCCCGUUCCACUAAUAGCCCGACUUGCCACUGAGAAUACUGAGAUUGAAGAUAUAAUUAUUCCGAAGGGAACCUGCGUGUGUAUCAACAUUUUCGAAAUGCAUCGGGAUCCAGAGUAUUUCGAAGACCCUGAAUGUUUCAUUCCUGAACGAUUCGAAUCUCUUGGAGAAAAAAUAAAGUACAAUCCUUUCACUUACAUUCCAUUCAGCGCUGGGAGCAGAAAUUGCAUCGGUCAAAAAUUCGCACAAUACGAAUUAAAAGCAUCUCUCACGAAGAUUCUUCAGAGUUUUCACUUGGAACUGCCAUCGCCCAUUUAUGAACCAAUACUAAAAGCUGAAAUAGUUCUGAAACCAGCCGCUCAGUUGCCAAUACGAUUUGUUAAACGGACUUUCUGAUUCAUAUAAUUACCGACAGAUAUUUUUUAAAACAGUGAUUUAAUCUCUAAAAAUAAAGUUACAAGACUCCAUCAUAGUCACAAUA
Wyeomyia smithii (pitcher-plant mosquito) is the source of this 1684-nucleotide messenger RNA. Its product is annotated as cytochrome P450 4d2-like. NCBI's taxonomy places the organism in Eukaryota, Metazoa, Arthropoda, Insecta, Diptera, Culicidae. Bases 118 to 1599 code for a protein of 493 amino acids. Gene Ontology annotation, molecular function: monooxygenase activity; oxidoreductase activity, acting on paired donors, with incorporation or reduction of molecular oxygen; heme binding. The record is from RefSeq and is a predicted model, not a curated record. The transcript has 6 exons.